AUGGAGACCGUACCGGGAAAAGCGAAGCCUCAGGGGCGGCUAGUGGUCUCCACUCAGCUGGACGCUAAGGACGAGCUGGAGGAGAGAUUGGAGCGUUGUGUUGGUCUCGUUCAGGCGUUGACCAAUGGGCUUUCAGAGAGGGAAGCCAACGACGCACUCACUGCCAACGUUUGUAAAGGUCCUCAGCAACAUGAGGAGGUGUGUCUGGGUCUGUUCUCUCUCGUCCUCACAGAGCCCACCCAGGCCCAGAGGUGUUACAGAGACCUGACGCUGCUCAACAGAGAUGGAAUGAAUGUGGUUCUGGUGAAGAUCAACCAGAUCCUGAUGGAGAAGUUCCUCAAGCUGCAGGACGUCCCCAGAACACAGCUGGUGUGGCUGGUCAGAGAGCUGGUGAAGAGCGGUGUGAUUGGGGCAGACGGCGUCGUCAUGACGCUGCUGAAGCAGAUCGCAGGGGGAGACAUUUCCACUAAGAACCUCUGGCUGGCUGAGAGCGUCCUCGACAUCCUGCUGGACCAAAAGGAAUGGGUGUUGAAGAGUGGGAUGCUGAUAGCGAUGUCUGUCUACACCUACCUCCGCCUCAUCGUCGACCACGGAGCUCCCAACCUGCUGAUUCUGCGCCAGAAAGAGGUUGACUACUGCAUCUCCAUGCUGAGGGAGAAGUUCAUGGAGUGUCAGAUCAUCGGCAGAGAUCUGGUUCGUCUGAUGCAGAACGUCGCUCGGAUCCCAGAGAUGGAGCUCGUGUGGAAGGACCUGCUCCACAACCCACAAGUCCUCAGCCCUCAGUUCACUGGUGUUCUCCAGCUGCUGACCGCUCGCACCUCCAGGAAGUUUCUGGCCUGUCGUCUCACUCCGGACAUGGAGACAAAGCUGCUGUUCAUGACCUCCAGGGUGCGUUUCGGGCAGCAGAAGCGCUACCAGGACUGGUUCCAGAGGCAGUACCUCUCCACAGCAGAGAGCCAAUCACUGCGCUGUGAUUUGAUCCGCUACAUCUGUGGUGUGGUCCAUCCGUCCAAUGAGGUACUGAGCUCCGACAUCCUUCCCCGCUGGGCCAUCAUUGGCUGGCUCCUCACCACCUGCACGUCAAACGUUGCAGCUUCCAAUGCCAAACUGGCUCUCUUCUAUGAUUGGCUGUUCUUCAAUCCUGAAAAAGACAGCAUCAUGAACAUAGAACCAGCCAUCCUGGUGAUGCAUCACUCCAUGAAACCUCAUCCUGCCAUCACCGCUACACUGCUGGACUUCAUGUGCAGGAUCAUUCCUCACUUCUUCCCUCCGUUGGAGUCUCAGGUCCGUCAGGGCGUCUUCAACUCGCUCACCUUCAUCAUGGAGAAGAGAGUGCUGGCUCACCUCGCUCCGCUGUUUGAUAAUCCAAAGCUGGACCGAGAGCUUCGGUCGAUGCUCAGAGAGAGAUUCCCUGAGUUCUGUAGCUCGCCCUCCCCCCCGACUGAAGUCAAGAUGGAGGAGGCCGCUUCCAUGGAGAUGGAUAACAAUGUUUUGGACAAAGAGGAUGUUUGCUAUGAUACCACAGAGGCGGCCUUCAGCGACGAUGAGGAGGAGGUCCACAGCAAAGGCAAGAAGAGGGAGUUCAGGUUUCAUCCAAUCAAAGAAGCUGUGGUGGAGGAGCCCGCUGACAUCACUCCAUGGCUCGACCAACUAGACGACACCAUGAAAGAGAAAGUCCAGCAGCUACAGAAGACCAGUGACACGGAGACUCAGUGUGAAGUGAUGCAGGAAAUUGUGGAUCUCAUCCUCGAGGAGGACUUUGACUCUGAGCAGAUGUCUGCUCUGGCGUCUUGUCUGGCUGAACUGUUUAAAGAUCACUUCAGAGGAGACGUCCUGCCAGACGAGAUCACAGAGGAGUCCCUGGAGGAGUCCGUGUCGAAACCCGUCUGCCUGGUCUUCAGGAACCUGGUCACCAUGCAGGAGGAUAACAGCGGAUUCUCAGUGCUGCUCGACAUGUUGGCUGAAUUCUACCAGAAACAGCCCAAGAUUGGGUAUCACCUGCUGUACUACCUCAAAGCCAGUAAAGCGGCCAACGGGAAGAUGAUGCUGUACGAGUCUUUUGCUCAGGCGACGGCUCUCGGGGAUCUGCACACCUGUCUGAUGAUGGACAUGAAGGCGUGUCAGGAGGACGAUGUCCGGCUGCUCUGCUACCUCACGCCCUCAAUAUACUCUGAGUUCCCAGAUGAGACUUUGAGGAGCGGUGAGCUGCUCAACAUGAUUGUGGCCGUCAUCGACUCGACACAGUUGCAGGAGCUGAUGUGUCAUGUGAUGAUGGGGACCCUGGUGAUGUUCAGGAAAGACUCUGUCCUCAACAUCCUGAUUCAGUCUCUGGACUGGGAGACCUUUGAGCAGUACAGCACCUGGCAGCUGUUCCUGGCCCACAACAUCCCUCUGGAGACAAUCAUCCCCAUCCUGCAGCACCUGAAGUAUAAAGAACAUCCAGAAGCCUUAUCCUGCCUGCUGCUGCAGCUCCGCCGGGAGAAGCCCAGUGAAGAGAUGGUGAAGAUGGUCCUGAGUCGUCCGUGUCACCACGAGGACCAGUUCACCACCAGCAUCCUGAGACACUGGACCUCCAAACACGACGACACACUGGGGGAACACAUCAAGGCCCAGCUCAUCAAGAACAACAACCAGCCCCGCAAGAGACAGAGUCUUCGUAGCUCCAGCAGUAAACUGGCUCAGCUGACCCUGGAACAGAUCCUAGAGCACAUGGACAACCUGAGACUGAGCCUGAGCAACACCAAAAACAACUUCUUCACCCAGACGCCGAUCCUUCAGGCGCUGCAGCACGUUCAGGCCAGCUGUGAUGAGGCACACAAGAUGAGGUUCAGCGACCUGUUUGCUCUGGCGGAGGAGUAUGAGGACUCUCAGUCAAAACCUCCCAAGUCUCGGCGUAAAGCUCCCGCCUCCUCUCCUCGCUCGCGCAAAGGAGCGGCUCCGCCCACCAACAACGAGGAGGAGUCCGCCUCCAGCAGCGCCUCGGAGGAGGAGGACUCUAAGCCCAAAGCCCCCAAGAGGAAGAGGAAAGGCUCGUCGGCCGUCGGCUCGGACAGCGACUGAUGAAUGCUCUGACCAAUCACGUGCCAGCUGCCACUUAGACUGCCUGUAAACCUGGGAGAGGCCACGCCCCCUCCCGACGACAUGUACUGACCGCCGUGGGAGGGGCAGGGCUGGACCACAAUUAGACUGAUGCCGUUUCCACGGAGGAGACUGGCGGGUCUUAGGUCGCCGGGUGGCUUCCGUUUAGCAGUUCUCCCAUGAUGCACUUGUAGGAGAAACCACGAACUCUGGGAACCAACAGACUGAUUUUAAUGCAGGGAAGAUGAUGAUGAAAUACAAUGAAAAAGAGUAGUUGUUUGCGGGUAAUUCUGUCUGCCCUUUUUGUAUUUUCUCUUUUUUGGAGGGGGGGGGGGGGGGGGGGCCUUGGACUUAUUGUGAAGGAUCUGGACUUCCUGCUGUUGCGAGCAGCUCUGUCCUGACUGUCGCUGCAGUAAAAAUCUCAUCGACGGUUCAUCAGGUUGUCAGUUAAUACAUUUUAUCAGUUUGUCAAAGUGAAAAACAAAAUCUAAUGGACUUGGUGUGUGUCAGUUUUUUUCAGGUGGUCUGGUUGUAUUUCAGUACUUGGUUCUUCACAGAGGCAUCGGUUCUUAUUUCAAAACUGCACACGAAUGUGGUAAAAGUAUGUUAAAUCACACGUUUCAUUAAAUAGAUCAAAGGUCAUUGAUCAAGUGAACCAGUAUGAUCCACCUGAGCUGUGCCAGUUACCAUAGCAACAUCCCACAGACCUGCCACUGGUCAGUGGGAUUCUUUCCACCUUAAUAAACCGCCCAGCGUCUCAGAUUGGAUGGAGAAAAGGUGAUGUUGUGAUCUUCGCAAUAAAACAUUUUAUACUUA
Gasterosteus aculeatus aculeatus (three-spined stickleback) is the source of this 3894-nucleotide messenger RNA. NCBI's taxonomy places the organism in Eukaryota, Metazoa, Chordata, Actinopteri, Perciformes, Gasterosteidae. The record is from RefSeq and is a predicted model, not a curated record.